CGAUUAUGUAUACACAAUGAUGAGACUAGAAAAGAAUACUUACCAGAAAAGUAUGAUCCCUUGUUAAAUGGGCCUUCCCGCGGAAGAAUAAAAAAAGAUAUCACGUCGAUAAACGAUACUUCGAUCAAAAAGUUGAGAGAGGAAGGUUAUGCUAAAUAGACUUCAUGCUUUAUUGUUGAUGUCUACUUUUGAAAAAAAGGAAAAAAAACCAUUACAAGUUGGUGAGUUCUCAACUUUAUCAUCAAGUUUCAAUUUAACGGAUUCAGAACAACUAACAAAAUUUUUAGUAAAUGCAAUUGAGACAGACGAUAAAAAAUCUUCUGCAAUAGAAAAAAUAGGUAAAGAAGAAAUUGGUAAAAAAGUCCCCCGAUGGUCAUACAAAUUAAUAACUGAAUUGGAACAAAUAUCGUAUUUUACAAAUCCACCAGAUGAUCAUGAUAUUCGUUCAAGAAAAGGGAUCAGUGUAUUAAUUUUUGAAGAACCUAAGACUCUCAAAGAUAAGACUACAAACAAAGAUAAGAAUACAAAAGAUACAAAUAUUCAAGCUAUAAAAUCCGACGAUAAUGAGAAAGAUAAAAAUAUUAAAAAGAAAAAGGAAGAUGAGGAUAAUAAGCUUUUUUUAUUACGAUAUCCGCACCAAUCUGAUUUUCGCCAAGGCUUAAUAAAAGACUCUAUGCGAACUCAAAGACGUAAAAUAGUUAUUGAGGGACUUUUUAAAGCAAAUGCGCAUUCCCCUCUUUUUUUUGACAGGAUGAGGAAAAAAACCUUUUUUUCUCUACCAUACCUGGCUCAACUGAAACGGCUUUUUAGAAAAUGGUCAUCCAUAAAAGAGUUUGGGAUUUUAGAAUCUACAGAGGAAAAAAAAAAUAAUAAUAAAAAGAGAAACCAAAAAGGAAAAAAAACGACGAGAGGAAAUAGAACGGUUAGAGAUAGGGGAAGCCUGGGAGACUUUUCCAUAUACCCAAAUAAUAAGAGGUUUUUUAUUAAUAACCCAAUCAAUUCUCAGAAAAAAGAUUCUAUUACCUUCAUUCAUAAUCGGUAAAAAUAUCGGGCGUAUGCUACUAUUUCAAACUCCUGAAUGGUCUGAAGAUUUAAAGGGAUGGAAUAGAGAAACGCAUGUGAAGUGUACUUAUAAUGGUAUUCCGUUAGCUGACAAAAAAUUUCCGGAAAAUUGGUUGACAGAAGGUAUUCAAAUCAAAAUUUUAUUUCCUUUCUGUCUCAAACCUUGGCACGAAUAUAAAUCGCUAAAUUCUCGUGAUGACUUUUGUUUUUUAACAGUUUGGGGAAGGGAAACAGAACACCCUUUUGGUCAUCCACGACAAAAACCUUCGUUUUUUAAGCCUGUUUUUAAGGAACUUUACAAAUUUGUAAAAGUAAAAAUUAAAUUUUUAAAAAAGUUUUCAAAAAAAAAACACAAGUUCAAAAGAAACAAGAACAAUACACCCGAGUGUAAUAAAAAAUGAAAAAGAUGAUCUAAUAAAUAACCAGAUAAUGAAUCAACCCUUGAGUAAAAUUGAAAAAAUUACAGAUUGGAAAAAUUAUUCACCGAUAGACAAAAUGCAGGCUAUCACUCAUAGGACAAGUACAAUUAAAAAAAAACUAGAAAGAAUUACGGAAGAUAAGAAAAGGGUCACUCUAGAACUUGAUAUGAACCCUUACAAAAAAAGUUCGAGAUUAGCCUUGUCAAAAAAUUUUUGUCAAAUGUUGAAAAAAAAAAAAAUAGAUUAAUAUAUAAAUUUAAUUAUUUUAUAAAAUUAUUUAUUCAAAGAAUAUCUAAUUGUAUUUUUUUAUAUACUAUAUCUAUUUGCCAAAUGACUCAAAAAGUCUUUGUGGAAUCAACAAAAAUGAACUCUCUUUCAAAUUCAAAUAUAAAAACGCAUAAUAAUAAGCUUUAUAAGGAAAAUUCAGAGAGUUUUGGUGAUUUAUCCAACUUGUCACAAGCAUAUGUAUUGUACAAAAUAUCAGAAAGGGGUUUUUUGAACGUACGUAAUUUCAUAUCUGUUCUUCAACAAAAUGGAACAUCUUUCUUGAUUAAAAAGAAAAUAAAAGACUCAUUUCAUACACAAGGAAUACUUCCAUCUGAAGGAAUAAAAAAACAACUUAAGCGGCCUAGAACGAGUCAAUGGAAAUUUUGGUUAAAAGGGAAUUCUCA
Cuscuta europaea is the source of this 2152-nucleotide messenger RNA. Lineage: Eukaryota; Viridiplantae; Streptophyta; Magnoliopsida; Solanales; Convolvulaceae. The record is from the annotation of a GenBank genome assembly.